Molecule: messenger RNA, 1481 nt
Organism: Triticum urartu
Lineage: Eukaryota; Viridiplantae; Streptophyta; Magnoliopsida; Poales; Poaceae
Product: transcription termination factor MTERF8, chloroplastic
Biological process (GO): regulation of DNA-templated transcription
Molecular function (GO): double-stranded DNA binding
Source: RefSeq, a predicted model, not a curated record
AGCCCACGCACACAGAGAAAAAGAAGCCCAUUCUGACCAACCCCCAACACGCAGAGGCGGAGCUGCAAUUGCAAUCCAUCGGAGAUCUAUCCGCCGCCGCCGUCCCCGCCGCCGGCUGCGCCAUGCUCCGACUCCGCCUCCGAGAGUGCGUCGUUUCCCGUCUCCUCUCUCCUUCCUCCACCUCUGGACCGGCCAUCUCCUCUCUCCACCGGCUCCUCUCCGCAUCGGCAGCCGCCGGCCCCAUUUCUCCGAACCCCGGUGGAUUCGCCGUCGAGGACUACCUCAUCGACACCUGCGGCCUCACCCGGCCCCAAGCCCUCAAGGCCUCCACCAAGCUCUCCCAUCUCAAAUCCCCUGCCAAGCCCGAUGCCGUCCUCGCCUUCCUCGCCGGCGUCGGCCUCUCCGGCGCCGACGUCGCCCCGGUUGUCGCCAAGGACCCGCAGCUCCUAUGCGCCAAAGUGGACAAAACCCUGGCUCCGGUGGUCGAUGGGCUCACCGGCCUCGGCCUGUCGCGUUCCGACAUCGCCAGCCUCGUCUUGCUCGCCCACCACAACUUCCGCUGCAGAUCCAUCGUCUCCAAGAUGCAGUACUAUCUGCCCCUCUUCGGCUCCUGCCACAACCUACUCCGGAUGCUCCAGCGCUCGUCCUACCUUCUCUCGUCGGACCUCGACAAGGUGGUCAGGCCCAAUGUUGUGUUCCUGAGGGAGUGCGGGCUAGGUGAUUGUGAUAUUGCCAAGCUGUGUAUCCGGGAGCCGAGGAUGCUCAUCACCAACCCGGAGCGUGUUCGGGCGAUGGUUGCAUGUGCUGAAAAAUUAGGUGUGCCCUGUGGCUCUGGGAUGCUCAGGCAAGCGCUGCAGGCUGUCGCGUUUCUCAGCGAGGAGAAGAUUGCCGCCAAAGUGGAGUAUCUGAAGAAUACAUUCAGGUGGUCUGAUGCCCAAGUGAGCAUUGCUGUGUGUAAGUAUCCGAUUCUGCUGAGGAAGUCGAAGGAAUCUCUGAAGCGUAGGUCCGAGUUCCUCUUCUCUGUGGUGAGGUUGGAACCCAUGUACAUUGCUGAUCGAUCGGUAAUUCUCGGUCUUAGCCUGGAGGGGCGGAUCAGGCCCCGUUACUAUGUUGUAAAGUUUCUCAAGCAAAGUGGACUGCUAGACCGUGACUGGAGCUUCUGGAGUGCUGUCACGGUGACCGAGAAGGUAUUCGUGGAGAAGUUCAUAUGCCCUCACAAGGAAGCUGCACCACACCUCGCCGAAGACUAUGCAACUGCUUGCAAAGGGGAGGUGCCGACUAGUAUCAUAUUUAGAUGAACCAGGAACAGGCUAUGAAAAUAGGUUACUCCGUAUGUCGCAACAAAGUUUCCACUUGGUAGAGUAAGCUGGCAAUUCCUGCUUUGGUGUACUUUGGCUAUAUGGAUAUUUAUGUCUUAAGUAUGCCCGUUACAUGCUACUUUGGUCAUUGCUAACUCCUUCUGAAAUUGGUAAUUUGAUUCC